AUGAAUGCUGCCAGGAGUCUUAUCACGACUGCGAGAACAGGUGUGAGGGGUACGAAAGCUGCUCCAAGACUUUGGACAAGACAAUUGGCUUUUCAAGCUAUCACCCCUCUCCAAACAUCCUCACAAAAUAUCUCUAGAUCCUGCCAUGGAUCUAGCUCACGAAAUGCUACUCCGGCGUCAUUGGCAGAGGCUUCUAAUCCGGCCAUGGCAUUCCCUUGUCUAGAUGCUCUCGAAACCAAGUCUGCGACCUUAGAAGCUCGAUCCCUUUCAAGUGGCCCAGAACCAUCUUAUACUAGCGGAGUGACACUUAAAUUUCACUGCGAUGAUCCUUUAUUGCUUGACUGGGGGGGAGUAUUGCGAGAAUUCGACAUUGCUUAUGAAUCAUGGGGUGAAAUGAACGCAGACAAGUCGAACGUCAUUUUACUGCACACUGGAUUGUCUGCAUCUUCACAUGCACAUUCAACAGAAGCGAAUCCUAAGCCAGGGUGGUGGGAAAAGUUUAUAGGUCCGGAUAAAAGCCUUGAUACGAACAAGUAUCAUAUCAUAUGCACGAAUGUUAUUGGGGGGUGUUAUGGUUCGACAGGACCAUCGACAAUUGACCCAGCAGACGGAAAACGAUAUGCGACGAGAUUUCCAAUUCUUACCAUGGAGGAUAUGGUGCGGGCACAGUUUCGAUUACUCGAUGGAUUAGGUGUCAAAAAACUAUAUGCGAGUGUUGGUUCGAGUAUGGGUGGUAUGCAGUCAUUGGCUGCUGGUGUUCUGUUUCCUGAACGAGUUGGUCGAGUGGCCAGUAUUUCUGGAUGUGCCCGAAGCCAUCCUUACAGCAUUGCAAUGCGCCAUACUCAACGGCAAGUGUUGAUGAUGGACAAGAAUUGGAAUCGGGGAUUUUACUACGAUCAUAUUCCCCCUCACGCAGGCAUGAAACUUGCGCGUGAAAUUGCAACUGUAACAUACCGUUCAGGACCUGAAUGGGAGUUAAGAUUUGGUCGACGAAGAGCCGAUUCAAGCAAGCAACCUGCCUUGUGUCCAGACUUCCUUAUCGAGACGUAUCUAGAUCAUGCAGGCGAGAAAUUUUGUUUGGAGUAUGAUGCAAAUAGUCUUCUAUAUGUCAGCAAAGCUAUGGACCUCUUUGACCUCGGAGCGACAAAUCAGCUGGCGGCUUCAUCACGAAGGGCAGAUAAUUUAGCCCGUAAGGGAAAUGGGGCUGGUUCUGAAUCUUCUCUCGCAUGCAGCCUUACUCUUCCAGAUAGCCCAUACCAGGAACAACCAGAAGCAAAUGGGACAACAGAUAUCAAUACACCCAUUGAGCCAUCUUCAGGUCCCCCUGCGGACUUGGUAUCUGGGAUGAAAGCCAUGAAAGAUCAUCCUACUCUAGUUAUGGGCAUUUCUAGCGAUAUCUUGUUUCCUGCAUGGCAGCAAAGAGAGAUUGCCGACACGCUGAGAAAGGCAGGGAAUACCAAAGUAAGUCAUGUUGAGCUUGGAGAAGACGUGAGCCAAUUUGGACAUGAUACAUUCUUAUUGGAUGUAGAACAUGUCGGCGGGCCACUGAAGGAGUUCUUGGGUUGA
Molecule: messenger RNA, 1566 nt
Organism: Botrytis porri
Lineage: Eukaryota; Fungi; Ascomycota; Leotiomycetes; Helotiales; Sclerotiniaceae
Exons: 1
Coding region: 1-1566 (521 amino acids)
Biological process (GO): L-homoserine metabolic process
Molecular function (GO): homoserine O-acetyltransferase activity; L-serine O-acetyltransferase activity
Source: RefSeq, a predicted model, not a curated record